AUGUCAGACGCAGAGCCUCCAAGCCCAAGCCCAAGGCCCAGGGGACCGGAGGCCAGCUCCCACACCCAAGCGUUGGACCGUCUCAAGGCCCGCCGCCGCGCCGCUCCUCGAUCCCACGCCACUAGACCCCAAAUCAGGUUAGAGAACCCUAUCUACGACAUCGAUGUGGUGAAUGAUGUUAAGAAUGAGAUAGCACAACUUCUCGUGAAUUUAGGAGUUUCCAACUUUAGCAUGACGCCUGUUAAGAGAAAAUAUGCAUUUGAACGAUCUGAAAUACCUACAGGUGAAAAUUAUGUGGUGAAAGUCAAUUAUUCAUUCAAGGAUCCAGUACUUCCCGUAGAUCUUAAAGGAGAAAGUUUUUGUGCUCUCUUAGGAACCAGUUACAGUGCGCUCGAGCUUUUUCUGAUUAAAAGAAAGAUAAAGGGGCCUUCAUGGCUACAGGUUUCAAAGUUUUCUACAAUCGCAGCUUCUCAAAGAGUUAGCUGGUGCAAAUUUGAAGUGACUGUUGACUCUCCUAAAAGCAUAAGGAAUUCAUCUCCUUCAAAAAUCACUUCUAAGAUUCCUCCUGUAGUUGUUGCAGCGAUAAACUUGAAAACCACCAUCAAUGAAAAGAAGAACAUAAAUGAGAUUGUAUCUGCAUCCGUAAUAUGUUGCAAUAUGGUUAAGAUUGACACUCCUACUCUGGCUUCAGAGUGGAAGAAACUUGGGAGGUUGACCCAUUUUACCGUUAUUCGUAAGAUUGAUGGGAAAAUAUUUCCGAUGGGAUUCAAUACGGAGGUAGCGAACAAAAACAAAAAAGCUGGUUCAAAUGUAUUGUACGUUGAAAGCAGCGAAGGAGAUUUGUUAAACCGCUUGAUGUUAGAAUUACACAAGUUGGAUAGUGAUGUUCUUGUUGGACAUAAUAUUUCUGGAUUUUACCUUGAUGUUCUUCUUCAAAGAUGCCAGGCUCGCGGAGUAAUGAGUAGUAACUGGUCCAAACUAGGCCGCCUCAAACGUUCUAGAAUGCCUACACUUGGAAGAAGAAGCAAGAUUUUUGGUGCUGGAGCAGAUCCUGGCAUCAUGUCUUGCCUUGCUGGCCGACUUCUUUGUGAUACCUACUUGUGUUCCCGUGACCUAUUAAAGGAGGUUAAUUAUUCUUUAACUCACCUUGCAAAGUCACAUCUGAACAAGUUUCGGAAAGAAGUUGCUGCACAUGAAGUUCCAAAAAUGUUCCAAACAGCAGAAUCCCUAAUGGAACUUAUUGAAUACGGUGAAACGGAUGCAUGGUUGUCUAUGGAACUCAUGUUUUAUUUAAGUAUUCUUCCACUCACACGUCGGCUGACUAAUAUUAGUGGUAAUCUGUGGGGAAAAACACUCCAGGGUGGUCGAGCGCAGAGAGUGGAGUAUCUUUUGCUGCAUACUUUCCAUGCAAUGAAAUAUAUGGUGCCAGACAAGUUCUCAAACCAUGCAAAAUAUACAAAAUUGACGAAACGCAAGUUAACUAGUGAUGUUGAGGAUAGAAACUUUGAUGUAAAUAUUGAUGAUGCAAACUAUGACAAUGAUGCUUCUGAAGUGGAUCAUAAGAAAAACAAAAAAUGUCCUUCUUAUGCCGGGGGAUUGGUUUUGGAGCCAAAGAAGGGUCUAUAUGACAAAUAUAUAUUGCUUCUAGACUUCAACAGUCUUUAUCCUUCUAUUAUUCAGGAAUACAAUAUCUGCUUCACAACUGUUGAGAGGUCUUUUGACGGAACUUUUCCUGGUCUACCAUCUAGUAAAACAACUGGAGUCUUGCCAGAGGUGCUGGAAAAACUGGUUAAGCAGAGGAAACAGAUAAAGUUGUGGAUAAAGAAUGAAAAGAAGAAGAAUGAAAAAGCUGAUCCUAUUAGAGUUCAGCAACUGGAUAUUCAACAGCAAGCACUAAAACUUACUGCAAACAGUAUAUAUGGGUGCCUGGGAUUUUCCAAUUCAAGAUUCUAUGCUAAGCCGUUAGCCGAGCUCAUAACGCAACGAGGAAGGGAGAUACUACAGAGUACUGUUGGCCUUGUUCAGAAUAACUUGAAUCUAGAGGUUAUCUAUGGCGAUACUGAUUCAAUAAUGAUUUACAGUGGGCUAGAGGAUAUUCAGGAAGCAAAUAAGAUUGCUGCAAGAGUUAUUCAAGAGGUCAAUAAGAAAUAUACACGCUUGGAAAUUGAUCUUGAUGGUUUAUAUAAAAGGAUGCUGCUUCUUAAAAAAAAGAAGUAUGCGGCUGUAAAGUUGCUGUUUAAAGAUGGCACCCCAUAUGAGGUUAUUGAACGUAAAGGUCUCGACAUUGUUCGUCGUGAUUGGAGCCUGUUAGCGAAAGAAUUAGGAGAUUUUUGCUUGACUCAAAUUUUGUCGGGAGGAUCAUGUGAAGAUGUCGUGGAGUCCAUCCACAAUUCUCUUAUUAAGGUACAAGAAGAAAUGAGGAACGGACAAGUACCAUUAGACAAAUAUGUCAUUACAAAGACAUUGACCAAACCUCCUGAAGCUUAUCCUGAUGCCAAAAACCAGCCACACGUUCUUGUGGCACAAAGAUUGAAGCAUCAAGGCCACUCUUCUGGUAGCACUGUUGGUGAUACAAUUCCUUAUAUAAUUUGCUAUGAGCAGGGCAGUGCUUCAGGCAAUGCAGCCGGCAUUGCACAACGUGCCAGACAUCCUGAUGAACUUACAAACGGGACAUGGCUGAUUGACAUUGAUUACUAUUUAUCGCAACAGAUCCAUCCAGUGAUAUCACGUCUUUGUGCACCAAUUCAGGGCACAAGUUCAGAAAGACUGGCUAAUUGUUUAGGGCUUGACUCGUCGAAGUUUCAUCAUAAAUCUAGUGAAGCUUUAAAUGAUGAUUCUACAAGCUCACUCUUGUUGGUUGCUGAUGAUGAGGAAAGAUAUCGGGGAUGUGAGCCAUUGAUCUUGACAUGCCCCAGCUGCUUUGGUACAUUUGGGUGCCCACCUGUCUUUAAAUCUAUUUGUUGUUUGUUGGGUAGUGACAUGACAACCAGUGUAGCCUUGGAGGAGUCCAUCUAUAAUUUCUGGCGUAAGCUGUGCUGUCCUAAAUGCUCAGAUGGUAAAAUUUCUCCCGCAAUGAUAGUUAACCAGGUUAAAAUGCAAGCAGAUAAGUUUAUUUUAAUGUAUUAUAGAGGUUUAUUAACGUGUGAUGAUGAAACGUGUAAACAUACAACUCGAAGGAUCAACCUUCGGUUGGUUGGUGAUUAUGAGAGACGAACUGUUUGUCCAAAUUAUCCUCGCUGCAAUGGGCGUUUAUUAGUUAGACAGUACACUGAAGCAGACUUGUACAGACAGCUCUCGUAUUUUUGCCAUGUGUUCGAUACUGUUUCUUGUAUAGAGAAGAUGGAGGCAAAAUCUAGAAUACCAAUAGAGAAAGAGUUGAUCAAAAUUAGGCCAAUGAUAGAUCCGGCAGCCUUAAAAGCACAGAAGAUCAGGGAUCGUUGCCUCUUUGGGUGGGUGAGCAUGCAGGAUCUUUUUAUGUAGUCUAGCAUAAGUGAUGUCCAUUUGCAUCUACUUCAAAUAGGGGUUGACAACGGAUGAAAAGUAAAGAAAAGAAUGAAGCGAGCAUGAAAAACCAUACAACCGAUAUCAUAGAGUUCCAUGCCUUGCAAACACACCUGAAUUGGGUUAGAGUUUUCAUUGGAGUCCAGGACAAUUUCUAGAACGAGAUGCUCAGGGAUGAAUGACAUCUUCCCCAGAGAUACUGGUUAAGCAGCUUUGGUUACUGCAACAAAACUAACACCAAAAGAGAGCUUGUUAAGCAGCUUUGGACGGCAAAGAUACUCAGAACUGGUUUACACCAAAGAUACUGAAGAAAUGAUGUUCGCUGUUGAUCAAGUAGU
This is a messenger RNA of Cajanus cajan (pigeon pea), 3839 nucleotides long. RefSeq names its product DNA polymerase alpha catalytic subunit. The record is from RefSeq and is a predicted model, not a curated record. Gene Ontology annotation, cellular component: alpha DNA polymerase:primase complex. Gene Ontology annotation, molecular function: chromatin binding; single-stranded DNA binding; DNA-directed DNA polymerase activity. Lineage: Eukaryota; Viridiplantae; Streptophyta; Magnoliopsida; Fabales; Fabaceae. Gene Ontology annotation, biological process: lagging strand elongation; leading strand elongation; DNA replication.